AUGGCACCUUUUAGACAAGAAAGCUACUUUGUUGUUUAUCCCGGUUCUCAAAGAACAUUGGUUCAAUUUGGUAUUCGUGAAGAGACAUUUCAUCUCCCACAACUAGAGAUUCCAACGGAAGUUUACCAAAAAGAUGGGAAAUUCUUCAGCAAGAAUUAUGAUGGUGAUUGCCAAGUUGUGAAACCUAUAAAAGACGGCAAGAUCCAAGAUUUGAAUGCGUUACUCUUUUUUUUGAAGCUCAUCUACAGAUCGAUUCUCGCGGAAAAAUCUGGAGGUGGAGCGAGAUCCGACGUAUUUGAGACAGAAUUGGCUAAUAUACCUAUGCUUUUGAUAAGCAGUGUGCAUUGGACGCAGUCACAAUUGGAAAGAAUCACGCAGUUUGUCUUUGAACAGUUGCAAAUCAAUAAUUUCAUGUUUUUGCCCUCUCCACUUGCGACGUCUUAUGCACUGGGUUCCUUGCAAAAUUGCAUUGUAAUCGAUAUACAUGCCAGCGGGACUGAAGUGGUGCCUAUAAUGGACUACGUGCAAUUAACGCAUUUAAUGACGAACAUAAACGUGGGCGGAAACAGCAUUAACGAAGAUCUCGCGAAACUGCUACCGCAAUGGGACGCAGAUCGCAUUGAGGAUUUGAAAAGAUCGCCAAUUUUUGAAGUCUUAAGUGAAGACGCCAAACAGAGCUCUGCGUUUGAUUUUCAAGAGGGAGUCGACGAAGGCGCCUUAGAUGUGGCCGCACUGGUGACAAGCGACCGUGAUACGCGUGAGCUCUUGGAAGAACGCGAGCGCAAAAAGGCCCAAGACCAAGUGGGCAACGCUCAGCGCGAAACCAAUACCUUUACGGAUAGAUCAGGGCAACAGGUCGUGAUCGGGAAACAGAGAUUUCAAGGUUGCGAUGUGCUCAUCGGCAAAAUUUCCACUGCAGUGGGGCUUGCAGCCUCUCAAAUUGAUGAUUUCCACAAGCUGAGAGCCAUGUGGGAAAAUGUGAUGAUCGUCGGAGGUACAAGUUCUAUACCUGGCUUCAAAGAAGCGCUAUUGCAUCGGUUGUGUGUCGAUCAUUUGGUGCAAGAGCCCCAGGAGGAAAAACAGAAAAGAGAGCAAGAACUUAUGUCUCAAGCUGCGAACAAGAGAAAGACCAAGUUCUCGAGCAGUUUCGUAAACGCUAUCGACUACGUUCAGAUUCCGUCUGUAAUCAAAAUUGCAAAAUAUCCGGAAUAUUUCCCCGAAUGGAAGAGACACGGGUUUUCAGAAGUACCAUUUCUAGGUGCACAGAUAGUCACCAAACAGGUUUUUGGCCAUUCAAAUGAGAGUUUUUACGUCACCAGGGAUAAAUACGAGAAGAAAGGUCCCUCUGCAAUCUGGGAUGUCACUUUUUGA
Lachancea mirantina is the source of this 1371-nucleotide messenger RNA. NCBI's taxonomy places the organism in Eukaryota, Fungi, Ascomycota, Saccharomycetes, Saccharomycetales, Saccharomycetaceae. The record is from the annotation of a GenBank genome assembly.